This is a messenger RNA of Trematomus bernacchii (emerald rockcod), 2006 nucleotides long. RefSeq names its product jnk1/mapk8 associated membrane protein (gene jkamp). Gene Ontology annotation, biological process: response to unfolded protein. Gene Ontology annotation, cellular component: membrane. Gene Ontology annotation, molecular function: ubiquitin protein ligase binding. The record is from RefSeq and is a predicted model, not a curated record. NCBI's taxonomy places the organism in Eukaryota, Metazoa, Chordata, Actinopteri, Perciformes, Nototheniidae. The transcript has 7 exons. Bases 102 to 1025 code for a protein of 307 amino acids.
AAGAAGAUGCUUCCGUCCUUUUCCGGUUUGGGUAUCAGCUAAAUGAAAAUACGACAGCACUGAGACGGAAAACCAAUUUUUGACUCAUUUUCGGCGAGACAAUGUCUGUGGCCAUGAGUUCCACGUGCCCGGGCCUGUACUGUGGCAGGAUGCUGAUCAAUGGCUCGGUGGAGGGGGAGUGUGGUGUGUGUCCCCGUGGAGAGCGGACUAACCUCCAGAAUGUGUGUGAGCGCUGCACCGAGGCCCCCGAGCUCUACGACUGGCUCUACCUGGGCUUCAUGGCCAUGUUGCCUCUAGUGCUGCACUGGUUCUUCAUCGAGUGGUACUCUGGGAAGAAGAGUUCCAGCGCGCUGCUGCAGCACAUCACAGCCAUGUUGGAGUGCAGCGUGUCGGCCGUGGUCACUCUGCUGGUGACGGAGCCGGUGGGCCAGGUUCGCAUCCACUCCUGCAGGGUCCAGAUGCUGUCCGACUGGUACACCAUGCUGUACAACCCCAGCCCCGACUACGUCCACACACUGCACUGCACCCAGGAGGCCGUGUACCCGCUCUACACCAUAGUGUUGAUCUACUACGCCUUCUGCUUGGUGCUGAUGAUGCUGCUGCGCCCUCUGCUGGUGAAGAAGAUAGCGUGUGGACUGGGCAAAUCGGAUCGCUUCAAGAGCAUCUACGCUGCUCUCUACUUCUUCCCUAUCCUCACCGUGCUGCAGGCGGUGGGCGGAGGGCUGCUCUACUACGCCUUCCCCUACAUCAUACUGGUGCUGUCCCUGGUCACGCUGGCUGUGUACAUGUCCGCCUCUGAGAUUCAGUCCUUUAAGAACCUGAUUGCCAAGAAGAAGCGUCUGGUCGUGCUGUUCAGCCAUUGGCUGCUCCACGCGUACGGCAUCAUCUCUAUCUCCCGAUUGGACAAGCUGGAGCAGGACCUGCCGCUGUUGGCCCUGGUGCCCUGCCCCGCCCUCUUCUACAUCGCCACGGCCAGGUUCACGGAGCCCAGCCGCAUCCUGUCAGAGGGCGGGAACGGGCACUGACCACACGGAUAAAAUGUGUCUUUGAUACGAUCCAAGCCGGCAGUACGGUGGAGGCAGUUUUCGUAGAAUCGUGUUCUAUUUUCACAUCUUGCCUGCCUGUCUUAUAUUUCUUUUGCAUUUUCCUUAAGUGUCUUGAGAAAUGCAUUUGUUAACUUCUUUGUAAAUACAGUGUAUGUUGUAAAUGGAGAUUGAAGGUGGUCGUGAUGAAGAGCUAACUAUAUAACAAAGUGUUUCUUUUAGAACAUCUUAUUUCAUGACUCUUCGGAACAUCAGUAUUGUGGCUGGUAAUGUUAUAUGGCCGUGCUCAAUUUGUAUGAAACUUAUUUUAAAAGUUUUCUGUUUGUAUAUAAUUGGUAUGUUUUUUCUUCUGGGAUACUUGUGUUUUUAUUUCAGAGAAUAUGCUAUUUUAUUCUCGUAAAUGUACGUCUUUGGUCUGAAUUUGUGUCUUUACUUUCAGACAGUAUCCAAAUAUUAUUUCAUUAAUUUACGUCUUAAAUCGCAAAGAAUAUCCACUUUUUUCCCCGGGUUAUUUUCUCUUUAAUCUCGGAAAAUAUUAAAUAUAUUUUUUUAGAUUUUCAUAUUUUUUCUCAAAGAAAAUACAAUCAUUUUUAUCGUUAUUUUUCCUUGGAUAUUUGAUUUCUAAUGUCAUAUUCAAUUUUUUUUUCAUUUUAUUUUGUAUUUUUCCUGUUUUGUUCAAAACCAGCCAAGAGAUAGGAAGAGAGCCUGUACGUGAAGCUGAAUGAUGGAUCGUAUCCACACACACACACACACACACACACACAAAAUAAACAUAAACAUGUAUUUAAAACACACUGAGACACAAGGAAGCACCUCUCUAUAGCCUUCAAUGAUGUGUCAUUGAAGCGGCUGUAUAUGAUUGUUAUUGUAAAUAUAUUUAUGUAAGCUUGUUAAUAUCCGUGUUUUCAGUAUGGUUUGCACAUGCACACGCUCAAAGUACAAAUAAAUGUUUCACAACAGAGA